AUGGGCAAAAACGUCCGCAAGACGAAAAAGUUCGCGCUGACCAAACGCCUUUUGAACCCAAAAGACGCCAAGCAGCAAACGCGAAUGAACAGUGGUGGACAAGAGAGUCACAGGAGUAAAAACCAAUUCAAAUCGAAGGAAAACGAGAUGAAAAUCAAACGCAUCGAAGCGGUCUCUUCGCACAUGUUCAACGAACACAACGCGUCGAUUAAACCACCGUACUCGGUUUUAGUGGACACAAACUUUAUCAAUUUCUCCAUCAAGAAUAAAAUCGAUUUAGUGAAAGGGAUGAUGGAUUGUUUAUACGCGAAUUGCGUCCCACACGUGACGGAUUGCGUGAUUGGGGAGUUGGAGAAACUCGGGACGAAAUAUCGCGUCGCGCUGAGAGUGGCGAAAGACCCGAGGUUCGUAAAAUUACCGUGCAUGCACCGAGGGACGUACGCGGACGACUGCAUCGUGGACAGGUGCAGGAAACACAGAUGUUACGUCGUGGCCACGUGCGAUACGGAUUUGAAACGAAGGUUACGGAAAAUCCCGGGCGUGCCAAUCAUGUAUCUUCAGAAUCAUAAGUACAGCGUCGAGAGGUUGCCCGCGGCCGGGAACAUCGGGAACGCGCCCAGAUUGUAG
Molecule: messenger RNA, 627 nt
Organism: Bathycoccus prasinos
Lineage: Eukaryota; Viridiplantae; Chlorophyta; Mamiellophyceae; Mamiellales; Bathycoccaceae
Product: rRNA-processing protein FCF1 homolog
Exons: 1
Coding region: 1-627 (208 amino acids)
Cellular component (GO): small-subunit processome; nucleolus
Source: RefSeq, a predicted model, not a curated record